CUGAACCAUACAACUCAUCCGUGUUUCACCGAGCUCUCCUGCUCGCUCUCGAGUCCGUGUACGGAUUUUGCCCAACUCCAUACACAGCUCUACCACCAGAGACACACCUGACCUAUGGUUAUCGACUUUCCAAACCACCCUUUUCUGCCCUGCCCUACUGAGCAGGUCGCGCCCCUUCGCAAAACACACCUUGUGAUUCCGAGCCACACAGCAACAGAAGCUUCCCCCGCGUCGAACCCAUCCGAACCACUCCAAGACAGCUCGAGCUCACUCAACCAUACUAUACGCACACACACAAACACACACAAGCACACACACAACCCUUCAAAAUGGUAGGAACGCGCUCAUCCUCGGGAGCCCUAGCGCCAGGCCUGAAAACACCCACCACCCUCACCCGCAGGCGCGACAAGAAAUCACCCUCCCUCAUCACCCACGGCUGGUCCCACGCGCCCAGCAACAUAACCCUCGCCUGGCUAGCCAUCUCGCUGCCCCUCGUCACCUGGGACACAGGCUACGUGCUGGGCCGCCCCGCAACCAUGCCGGGCGGCUGGGCGCACAGCCCCGUCUGGAAGCCCUACGACCUCUACGGCAACGUCGACCACAUGUACGGCUUCAAGCAGUGGAACCUGGGCAACGGCUUCACCGCCGCGCAGGCCUGGCUGAACGUCGUCGAGUCGCUCAUGUACCUUGCCUACAUCGCGCUGUGGUACCGGGCCGGCGGCGCGGUGGGCGGUGUCAACGCCUCUGCCGGUGCUGUGCAGGCGAGGAGGCGGGUCGCUGGACGCGCGGGCGCGCUGGCUGUUGUGGUUGGGCUUGCCGCGUCUGUCAUGACGGUUAGUAAGACGGUGCUGUACUGGCUGAACGAGUACUUUUCUGGUUUCGACAAUAUCGGCCACAACAAGCCGUGGGACCUGAUCCUGUUGUGGAUUAUUCCCAAUGGCCUUUGGCUGGUUGUUCCGUCAUACAUGAUCUACCAGAUCGGAUCCGAGAUUAUCGACGCCAUUACCAUCGCAUCCCAAGCUACCGGGUCAGCUAAAGACGAGUGAUGUACGCUGAGAACAUGUAGCAAGAGGAUGUUGGCUGUAUGUACACCAUGGCGGAGAUGUUCCAGUGUCACAUAAUAUUCUCUUCGACUGUCUUUGCUUGCAUCAUAUGGCGCACGCAAGGCGCUGCUGCUAUUCUGCCUGUACUCUCAGUGCAACGAUUGGGUCUUGAACACAUCCAGCAGCACGUCGGAUAUAUUGAUUUAAAGAGGUGGAACUUUUCUUCUUUUGUUUAAUUAAGUGCUUUUGAGUAUUAAUACACUUGUUGGCUGCUAGACAGCUGCCGCAGGGCUGCGGUCCUUUGGGGCAAAACAAAAACAAAACAAAACAAAAAACUGGCGGGUAUCUCAGAAACAUAAGAAACAAAAUGGAAUGUGGUCAAACGAGUGAUGAUGGCCAAUCAGGCACAAAAUGGUUGCGUCCGGCGCCAGAAUUCUCUCCAAACUCCUGAUCCUGCCCCUGUAUCUUCCCAAGCCAUUCAUUUCAACGGUUGGAUGGGCUGGAAGCCUCCAAGAUCCGUAAAUUGUUCCCACGUACAGGGCGGAGGGACCUCCGACGCGCUGUGCACCAUCCGCUCCCAGUCGCUGGACCCGCGCAGGCUGUC
Cryphonectria parasitica EP155 is the source of this 1647-nucleotide messenger RNA. RefSeq lists its product as uncharacterized. The record is from RefSeq and is a predicted model, not a curated record. Bases 330 to 1046 code for a protein of 238 amino acids. Lineage: Eukaryota; Fungi; Ascomycota; Sordariomycetes; Diaporthales; Cryphonectriaceae. The transcript has 2 exons.